Messenger RNA from Malurus melanocephalus (red-backed fairy wren), 3024 nucleotides. RefSeq names its product ephrin-A4-like. NCBI's taxonomy places the organism in Eukaryota, Metazoa, Chordata, Aves, Passeriformes, Maluridae. Gene Ontology annotation, biological process: ephrin receptor signaling pathway; axon guidance. Gene Ontology annotation, cellular component: plasma membrane. The record is from RefSeq and is a predicted model, not a curated record. Gene Ontology annotation, molecular function: ephrin receptor binding.
GGGGGGGCGGGGCACCGGGCACCGGGCCACCGGGAGCCCGUGGGUGAGACCGAGCCGGGGAGCACCUCUCGGUGGGACCGAGCCCCCGGGCAUCCCCGACAGCAGCGAGCCCUCAGGUAGCGCUGAGCAGGCGAGUAUCCCCCGGUGUAACGAGCCCCCGGGCAUCCCCGGCGGCACCGAUCCGCGGGUGGUACCUCCCGAUGGUACCGAGCCCCUGUGGUGCCGAGCCACCGGGCAGCCCUGGGCGUUGUCGAGCCGGUGAGAACCUCCGGGGGUGCCGGGCUCUGAGCAGCACCGAGCCACCGGGCACCCCCGGUGGUACCGAGCCCUGGGCAGUGCAGAGCCGGUGAGUGCCCGGCUGGGAUGGAGCCACAGGUGCCCACGGUGGGCACUGAGCCGCUGAGCACCCCCAGUGGCACCGAGUCACUGGGCAUCCCUGGGUGACACCGGGACAGCGAGCACCCCUGGGUGGUGCUUAGCCCCGGGCACUGCUGGUGGCACUGAGCCUCGGGUGGCAUCCAACACGUGAGUCUGCCUCAGUGACACCUCUGGGUGUUCCCAAGUCACUGAGCAGCCCUGGUGGCACCAAGCCAGUGGGCACUCCUGGUGACAGCAAGCCCCUGGUGACAGCAAGCCCCUGGUGGCACUGAGCCCCUGGUGGCACCAAGCUGGUGGGCAGUCCUGGUGCAGCCAGUUUCCCAGUGGUACCCAUCUGUGCUGUGCUCAAUGCCCUUGGUGACACUGAGAUUUGGGCAUCUUCUGGUGGCAUCAAGCUGGUGGGUGGCACUCUCSGGGCUGCAGGUCCCCAUGGUGGGUGUCCCCUCUGGUGGGGGUCACUGCAUCCCCUGGGUGCUGCCUGUGAGCUCCACCGUCACCAGUGGGCCAGGGUCUGGCUCYGUUCCUCUUCCCAACCUCCUCCAUUUUAGGAUUUUCCCAGCUCAGRGCUGCUCAGGGAGCAGGGGCAGGGUCACAAUGCUGGGCCAGGAUUGCAAAGCCUCCCAAAUGGAGGUCCUGUGCUCUGAGCCUGCCAGGCUGGGGCAGACGGGCACACRAUGGGCAGGGCCACAGGUACAGGUGCUGCCUUGCUCCCCUCCUGUGGAURGAAGAGGUGGGACCUCACCACCCAUGGGUGUCCCAAGAAGAGCGACUCUGUGCCCCUCUGCUGGGUCAGGCAGGGCUUCGUCCCCCCAGCCCUUGGCCCUGCCCAGGCCCGUCUCAGGCGGCGUCGCCCGUGGGAUGCUCUGAGUCAGCAGAGUCUGUGCUCCAUCCUGCCCUCGAGGAGCCCCCGGCCUGGGUGGGGGGCCAGGGGCUCCAGCCCCCCUGUUUCCAGYGCUGCCAUCCCGGUAAUGAAUGCUCUGCUCUCUGCGGGGACUCUGCAUUGGGGCCAACACGGGGGCUGAAGUCUCCGUGCCAGCCCCUCUUUUCCGUCGCGUGUCUCAGACACUCAGGACCAAGCGUGUGCACAUACAUGCACUUAUACAUGCGUGUGCAMGCGUGUGUGCCCACAGACCUGCUCCGACCUGGCCUGGCCACACGUGCUGUUGGCACAGCCGUGAGYUCACGGCAUCCCCACCGCUGCUCCAGCAGCUGGGUUGGGCCCCAUCCCCUCCUGCCCCUCCACCGGAGCCCACCCCGUGCCCCCCGUGCCCCGGCCGCCACCCCCUGCCAGCACCGUGCCGGCACGGGCGCGUCCCUCCGCACGGCCCCCCGAGCGGCGUGUCAUGUCCGAUCAGCGGCGAGGCGGGUGCCUGGGGCGAGGGGCUUUGUGCCUGGCCAGCGUGGCUCUACCACCCCCCCGGCCGCGGUGGCCGAGCCCAUUCAGCUCCAGCGGCCUGCGGCUAAUCCGAGCUGAUGCCUGGAUGCGUGGCGCGGGAGGUGUCCGGUCGCUGGGUUUGGGAAAAGCCCUGCUCCCCGCUCCGCUGGGGCCCCUCCCCGACGGGACCCCCGGCUUCCCGGCUCGUCCUGCCCGGCAGGUUCCUGCGGGACGAUUACUCCAUCCAGGUGGCCAUCAAUGACUACCUGGACAUCUACUGCCCGCACUACGAGGGGGCGGUGCCCGCCGGCCGGGCAGAGACCUUCACGCUCUUCAUGGUGGACCGGGAGGGCUAUCGCGGCUGCUACGAGACCCCCGGCGCCUUCAAGCGCUGGGAGUGCAACCGGCCCCGAGCGCCUUUCGGGCCCGUCCGCUUCUCCGAGAAGAUCCAGCGUUUCACCCCCUUCUCACUCGGCUUCGAGUUCCAGCCGGGGGAGACCUACUACUACAUCUCCGUCCCCAGCCCCGAGAGCGCCGGGCGAUGCCUGAAGCUGCGCGUCACCGUCUGCUGCCGAGGCACCACGCCAGAGCCGGUGACAGAGGUGCCCAAUUCGCAGCCCCGAGGGCGCGGGGGCCCCGAGGAUGUAGUGCCUGCCCGGGGCACCGCGGUGCCAUCGCAGCCCUGCCCCCCGUGCCUGGCGCUCCUGCUCCUGGCCCUGCUCUGGGUCUGACCCCGGCGCUGCCCGUGGCGGGGGGAUGGGCUCCUCUGCCCCAACGCCGCUUCCAGGCUCUUCCUCACAGCCAACCCCCCCGAGCCCGUGAGGCAGCCCCAGGCCAUGACCCGCCUGCCGGACCUCCGCAAAGACGAGCUGGGGCCGGGAGCUCCGGGCUGGAAGGGCCACCGCUUGCUGCCGGCAUCGCCGCACGUCGGGAUUGCCGCGAGUCAGCAUCGCCGCCCGCCGGGAUCGCCGCGCCCCGGCAGCGCCCCGCCGGCCUCCUGCCCCGGCGCUGGGGUCCGCUCAGCGAAYGCCUGCUCUGCCCCACGGCCAUCGCCUCAUGUCGUGCCUUCCCCCACGGACCCCCCGCCCCUGGGGGCCAAGGGACCCCCAGCCCCGGAGCGGGGCGGCAGCACCGAUGGCGGCACCUGCCGCUGCCGUGUCCUCCUCCGGCGAGGACACGCUGAUCUGUCUUCUGGGAAGACGCCUUCCUCCGUGCCCUCCGUUUGGUUUUAACCCCCGGUAGUGACUGAGCAAUACAGUAUUUGCAAGAUC